Stylophora pistillata is the source of this 2229-nucleotide messenger RNA. RefSeq lists its product as uncharacterized. Gene Ontology annotation, cellular component: cytoplasm. NCBI's taxonomy places the organism in Eukaryota, Metazoa, Cnidaria, Anthozoa, Scleractinia, Pocilloporidae. Gene Ontology annotation, molecular function: glutathione transferase activity. Gene Ontology annotation, biological process: glutathione metabolic process. The record is from RefSeq and is a predicted model, not a curated record.
UAAAUUUUUUCUUUUGUCUCAACUGAGGUGGAACAAAUAAAAGAACGAUCACUUUGCAAAACCUUCUUCAGGGUUUCCUCCAGCAAGAAACUACGAUGAAAAGCAGAAAUUGAAAACGCGGGAAUAACGAUAGUGAUUACAAUCUCUUGUGCUCUGAUUGGUCACAUAAGAAACGAUGUCAGCGAUCUCAUUGGUGCAAAAACAACAAAGGGAAAGGAAUGUUGUUCGAAUGUGAGCAGCCGUUUGUGGGGAGAAGCGUUGCGUGACGAGACUAAAAACGGCUGCAAGGGAGACUUAACAUUGACAAGUUGAAGACCAAAAAACUUUCACGAAGAAUGACAGAAAACAAACCGAAGCUAUACUGUGCCUGGUUCUGUCCAUUUGCACACAGAGCAUGGAUCUCAAUGUUAGCGAAGGGAAUUGAUUUUGAUUACAUAGAGCAGGAUCCUUACAACAAGUCUGCCGAGUGGCUGGCUAUAAACCCACGUGGAUUAAUACCAUGUAUCGUGCAUAAUGGCGAGUCAAUCUACGAGAGCCAUAUUUGCAUUGAAUAUGUUGAUGAAGCCUGGCCUCAUGCACCAAGGCUACUGUCUAAGGAUCCUUAUCAGAGGGCUAAGGCACGAAUGUGGGGAGAUUUUAUCAUCAAGAAGCUUAUCCCACCAUAUUACCGAUUCCUUAUUAAGCAGUCUCAAGAAGAGCAAAAUGAGUACAAAGAAAUAUUUCUAACAAAUAUAUUAGAAUUUUCCCAGGCAAUGGAUCAGGCAGGCCCUUUUUUUCAAGGAAAGGAACUUGGAUAUGUUGACAUUAUGUUUGCUCCUUGGGCUUCAAGGAUGUACAUUCUGGAACAUUAUCGUGGCUUUCAAAUUCCUCAGACAGAAGAAUACAUUAGAUAUCAUGUAUGGGCAAAAGCAGUGAUAAAUCACCCUUCAGUAAAAGCAGUUCUACAGAAUAAAGAUAAGGUUUUGGCAAAUGCUAGGCCUUAUGCUGAGGGUAAUGCUAAGUCUGAGCUUGCAGAUGCUGUUCGCAAUGGUUCAACAAUUCCCUAGAAACCCAUUUAUGGGAGGAUGUUUUCUUGGUUGGGUGCUGAUCUGUCAGAGAAAAUAGUUUAAUUUUGGACAGAGUAAAAUAAAAUGGGCAGGGCGUAAGACCAACCGGAAUGGGUUUAAAAGAAACUUCUUGUUACCAUGAUCAGUCAUUUUAUGUCUGAAAAAACUGUGCCAUUCCUAUAAUCUUGGCUGUUAGCUUUAAAUUUGUGUGUCAUACCUACAUCUAAGAAUUGCUUUUUGAUGCAUAGGCCACUUAUUUUUAGUAACUUUAAAUAAGAAUUAUGUAGAGUGACAAAUUCAUUUUGAUGUAAGGUCAUCAUUCUGAGUAUUAGAUAUCUGAUAAAGGGCAAGUUGGUUCCUUUUUUUCUACUUUUUCAAGACUUGUGUAUCCUGUGUUACACUGCAACAAUUUUUAUUCAAGGAUAUUUUCUAACCACUCACUACAAAGCCAGAAAGUACUCUAUAACAUUAGGUAUGAUAUUUGCUCUACAUUUAUUUGUGUUUGCCAUAUAAAUAAUUUUUGGCAUAUGUAAGGUCUAAAUUUUAAUCUUUGGAAAUGUGAAGUAUCAUGAGAGUGAGAAGUUGGGAUUUAAUACAGCCUGUUUUAUCUCGGCUAUGGUCAGUACAAAAAAUGGGGCAAGCUCUCUAGUUCUAAAAUAGUAUUAUCAUUGGCUGAAAUAAGUUAAAUUACAAACUGAAUCAACCAUCUGUCAGGGCAUUUAAGUUAGCAACGUGUUCCAAAAUUUGAAGUUCUACAUAGAGAAAUCCAGUUAAUCUGCAUCCUUGGAAUAAUUUGAAACCACAAUUAACUUUAAUUUUUGACAAAAUCUGCCAUCUGUAGACACUUUUGGGUUAAUUUCUUUCACCUGCCAACCUAUUCAUACCUAUUCAAUUGCUAUUCCUGGAUGAAAUUAUGUACAUUGUUUGGGUGCAUCUACUAUAGCUAUGCUAAAGUACAUGGACUUGACUGGCAAACAGAAAAGCAGGCUGUUUCGGCAGCACCUAAACAAUCUUAUUAGGAAAGAGCAGUACUACGUUCGUUCCCCACCAUGACUUACAAAAACACCACAAGUAUUCGAGAAAGUCAAAGUUCAAAGUGCAUUUUUUCAGUCACACUAUGAUCAAAACCAUCCAACACAUAGAGUCAAGAAUAAGAGAAAUAAAAAAAAGAUAAAUAAUCAAA